AUACAGUAUACAUAUAUUAUUGUUCAAUAGCCUUAUUUAAAAUCGGAUUCGAAAUAGACAAGUUAUGCGUUAAAACAUUUUUCAUAAUUGAGAAAUUGGCCGCAAGAGGCGCGUUUCCAUGCUGAUUAUCGUUAAUGAACCGUUGCGGUUGUGCAAAAAAACUUUGAAACGCGUUAGGGUAUUUUUGAAUUAAAUUGCCAACGAGUACCCCAAAUGCGAAUAGAUCUCCGAAACAGCUGAAAAUCAAAACUGAUAAGGCAAGCACUUCCCCUCUCUCUUUCUCUCUGACGCCCACACUAUGGCAAAAUUUCAAACUCAUUUCAUUUAUUUGCCAUAAAACGAUAAGAAAAUACAUACAUAUGUACGUACAUAAAUGUCAUUCAAUAACAAAGUACGACCGAGUGCAAAGCAAAUGCAAAACCAGUAAAUCUACCAAGAACAAGGAACAAAAAAAAAAGCAUAAGAAAUCAAUAAACAAUGAGUGAUUCCACAAUAGAAGUUCUGGUAUUUGGUUCUGCCAUAAUUGAUUUCAUAUGCUACACUCCGCGACUUCCGCGACCUGGUGAGACGCUACAUGGCCAUAAAUUCCAAAAAGGCUACGGUGGCAAAGGAGCCAACCAAUGUGUUGCCGCCGCCCGCCAAGGCUCUCGUACUGCAUUGAUAGCCAAACUGGGCGAUGACACCUUCGGCACUGAUUACCUUCAGCAAUUACGGAAGGAAGGCAUCAAUGUGAACCAUGUGAAUCUGCUUGCAAACCAUACCACGGGCGUUGCCCAGAUCGCCGUCUCUGAUGGAGGUGAAAAUAAUAUCAUCAUUGUUGUGGGUGCCAACAAUAAGCUUGGCUCUGAUGAUGUGUCGCUUGCAAAGAAUGUGUUCAAGGAGGCCAAGGUGCUGGUCUGUCAGUUGGAGACACCGCUGGAAGCUACAGUCACAGCCCUUAAGGCCUUCCGGCAUGGUGUGUCUAUAGUGAAUGCAGCUCCUGCCAUGGAUCAGACGCCCAAAGAGCUUUUAGAAUUGGCCACUAUAUUUUGCGUCAACGAAACCGAAGCGGCCCUUAUGACGCAAGUUGACAGUAUCGUUGGUAUUAAGCAAGCAGAAGCAGCUAUAGCUCGUCUCUUUGAGAUGGGUGCCAAUACGGUAAUCAUUACCUUGGGUAAAUUGGGUGCCGUCUUUGGGCACAAAGAAACGCCAACGAAAUUUGAACAUGUUCCUGCCCCACAUGUACCUCCCUGUAAAGUAGUAGACACUACGGGCGCUGGUGAUGCCUUCAUCGGUGCUCUGGCCCAUAACUUAGCAAGAUAUUCGGAACGCUCGCUGGGCGAGCAUAUUGCCGCUGCCAGUGCCGUGGCCUCCCAAUCGGUUCAAUUGCCUGGAACCCAAGCUAGUUUUCCAUAUGCCACGACGUCGUAAACAGCAUCCAGCAACCACUCAUACGCCCACGUAUCUUACCUCCGUUAAGCACAUACGCAUACGACAACGCGGCAUUAUCAAUGGCGAUUAUUAAACCAUAUCUACUUAAAGUAAA
Molecule: messenger RNA, 1525 nt
Organism: Drosophila willistoni
Lineage: Eukaryota; Metazoa; Arthropoda; Insecta; Diptera; Drosophilidae
Product: ribokinase
Exons: 3
Coding region: 478-1410 (310 amino acids)
Biological process (GO): D-ribose metabolic process
Molecular function (GO): ribokinase activity
Source: RefSeq, a predicted model, not a curated record